CGGCGACAGCUCAACACUUUACCGUUGUGUUCCGCAGCAACAACCGUUAGCCGGAAAGAAGAGAGCCGGAAGCGCGUGCCGCUAAAGUUUACGGAAAUAAAGGCGGACAAAAGUUCAUCCUCGCCUGCAACUGACAAAGUGCCAAAAUCCAGAUUAAACGAUUUACGAGCCAAUAAAAAAACAAACAGAAAUACGGACGGUGCAGUGUGCAGUUCAGAGGCGUGUUAGAACUCCUUCUUCACCCGCAUCCAGUGAACGGAAAAUCGGAAAAUGUGGCCCAACUUUGUAGCCGUCAUUCCACUGCUGUGCCUUGCAUUCUUCGCUUGGGCAAAAGCUGGACCUGUGCCAAUUGUGAAUGAGCACCAACAACUGAUGCCCAAGGUCCCCCAAUGGCACUGUCUGCGCUACUUUAAACAUGAUGUCCUGAUGAUGCGCCGCUGUCGCCACUUGCGAGUCCCUACGGCACCGCGACUGGGCGAUGUCCUCAAGCGAAAGAAGAAAUAGUAUCCGGCCUACAGACAAUCAUCGUCAAUACUCAAAACGACUGAGCAACAAGAUCAAUUAAAAUUAAAUUUUUUAAAGGAUUUCUAAACCAGACCAAAGCUAAAUCAAAUAUAUACUACCAAAUAUUAUAGAACUUCUGAAACUAAUAAUAAGCCUAACCAAUUGUACUUCAUAGAUAAGUAAGAAUUCAAUAAAACGACUAAGAAAAAUCUACAAAAAA
Molecule: messenger RNA, 724 nt
Organism: Drosophila takahashii
Lineage: Eukaryota; Metazoa; Arthropoda; Insecta; Diptera; Drosophilidae
Source: RefSeq, a predicted model, not a curated record